AAAAUCCUCGUUUUGUGGGAGAGAGAUUGUUGGGUAAUGACUGACUUGCAGCUGGAAGAAAUCAUCGGAUUCUUAUUUAUUAAAGAAAAAAAUGUUUAAAUGCCUUCCAUGUGACAAGCGCUGUGUCAGGUGGGAAAUGCCAGCCCCGUGCAGCCUCUGUCCGGCUGUUUUCCUCCGCUUUCCCCACCCCUAGGUUUCCCCGUGCCCAAACAAGACUUUGUGCUUCGUGGCUUGUCCAGGCAAGCAGGCCUUCGCGGGACCCAGAUGGUGAGUGCCCCUCUCUUCCGGGCCGCCCUUCCCUGUCCUGGGCUGCAGGGGAGCAGGAACUCUGGGGCGAGAUCCCGCCGCUUGACGCUCACUGCCGAAGCCGGCUCCCCGGCUCUGUCUCCGCCCAACGCGGGGGCGCAACCGUCACGCCCCCUCACCCCUCCCGCCGGCUUCACGAACAAAGUCGGCCGCCGCCCCUCCCACCUUUGGCGUCACAUUCAAAACAAUCCUUUGACUGCAACUCCCGGAAGGCCGAGCGGCCGAGAGAGCGCCCCCGCGCUCCCGGUUGUUCCGGAAAACUACACGUCCCAAGGGGCAGCGCGCUAUCGCGUGUCGUUUCACAGCGCGAGUGCGGAACUGCGUUUGUUUCCGGCGUGGGUACGGAGAAGAACCGCUUGUAGUUUGGUUUAAGUUCUGCACGGCAGGACGUUCUGGGUUUGCCUGUUGGGCUCCUGGUGCAGCAGCUACACGGAAGAGAUGGGGGAAGAGGCUAAUGAUGAUAAGAAGCCAACCACUAAAUUCGAACUAGAGCGAGAAACAGAACUUCGCUUUGAGGUGGAGGCAUCUCAGUCAGUUCAGUUGGAGUUGUUGACUGGCAUGGCAGAGAUCUUUGGCACAGAGCUGACCCGAAACAAGAAAUUCACCUUUGAUGCUGGCGCCAAGGUGGCUGUUUUCACUUGGCAUGGCUGUUCUGUGCAACUGAGCGGCCGCACUGAGGUGGCUUAUGUCUCCAAAGACACUCCUAUGCUGCUUUACCUUAACACUCACACAGCCUUGGAACAGAUGCGGAGGCAAGCAGAAAAGGAAGAAGAGAGAGGCCCCCGAGUGAUGGUAGUGGGCCCCACUGAUGUGGGCAAGUCUACAGUGUGUCGCCUUCUGCUCAACUAUGCAGUGCGUUUGGGCCGCCGUCCCACUUACGUGGAGCUGGAUGUGGGCCAGGGUUCCGUGUCCAUCCCUGGUACCAUGGGGGCCCUCUACAUUGAGCGGCCUGCAGAUGUGGAAGAGGGUUUCUCUAUACAGGCUCCUCUCGUGUAUCAUUUUGGUUCCACCACUCCUGGCACCAACAUCAAGCUUUAUAAUAAGAUUACAUCUCGUUUAGCAGAUGUGUUCAACCAAAGGUGUGAAGUGAACAGAAGGGCAUCUGUGAGUGGCUGUGUCAUUAACACCUGUGGCUGGGUCAAGGGCUCUGGUUACCAGGCUCUGGUGCAUGCAGCCUCAGCUUUUGAGGUGGAUGUCGUUGUGGUUCUGGAUCAAGAACGACUGUACAAUGAACUGAAACGGGACCUCCCCCACUUUGUACGCACUGUGCUGCUCCCUAAAUCUGGGGGUGUGGUGGAGCGCUCCAAGGACUUCCGGCGGGAAUGCAGAGAUGAGCGUAUCCGUGAGUAUUUUUAUGGAUUCCGAGGCUGUUUCUAUCCCCAUGCCUUCAAUGUGAAAUUUUCAGAUGUGAAAAUCUACAAAGUUGGGGCACCCACCAUCCCAGACUCCUGUUUACCUUUGGGCAUGUCUCAGGAGGAUAAUCAGCUCAAGCUAGUACCUGUCACUCCUGGCCGAGAUAUGGUGCACCACCUACUGAGUGUCAGCACUGCCGAGGGGACGGAGGAGAACCUGUCCGAGACAAGUGUAGCUGGCUUCAUUGUGGUAACCAGUGUGGACCUGGAGCAUCAGGUGUUUACUGUUCUGUCUCCAGCCCCCCGCCCACUGCCUAAGAACUUCCUUCUCAUCAUGGACAUCCGCUUCAUGGAUCUGAAGUAGAGAUCCACAGGAAGCCUUGCUGCCUGGGACUUAGAGAUAUGGCCAUCCUAAAGGCAGAUGAGCUGAGAGACUCUUGGGGCCACCUGACCAGUAAACUGUGGACUAGUAGAAAGUAUAUAUUCUACCUCUAAAAACAGGUAGUGGUAAACUGACUCUUCUAAUCUUGAACCAAAAGGAAAACCGUGAGACUGUAAUUGGUUUCUUAGAUCACCUCAGAUACCACUUUGAAUUCUUCAAGACCCUGGAGAAUUACAUUUCUUUACUGUGUUACUAUGUGGUUUUUAAACAUCACUGCUUUCUAUUCCACAUAUGGUACUUACUCAUUUAUAUAAAAUGAAAGUGUGAAUUAGAGGGACUCUUUCCGAUAAAGUUCAAACUUAGAAAAAUUAAUAAAUAUUUUUGCCAUAUCAUA
This is a messenger RNA of Saimiri boliviensis boliviensis (Bolivian squirrel monkey), 2434 nucleotides long. RefSeq names its product cleavage factor polyribonucleotide kinase subunit 1 (gene CLP1). Gene Ontology annotation, biological process: mRNA 3'-end processing; tRNA splicing, via endonucleolytic cleavage and ligation. Gene Ontology annotation, molecular function: polynucleotide 5'-hydroxyl-kinase activity. NCBI's taxonomy places the organism in Eukaryota, Metazoa, Chordata, Mammalia, Primates, Cebidae. Gene Ontology annotation, cellular component: mRNA cleavage factor complex; nucleus. The record is from RefSeq and is a predicted model, not a curated record.